AUGAUCGAUGCAGAGGCGGUGCGGUACGACCGCCAGAUUCGGCUCUGGGGCAAAGCGACCCAGCAGCAGAUAAUGCACACAAGCGUCGCAUUGCACGGCAUUGCUGGGGCCGCGGCGGAGGUCACGAAAAAUUUGGUCCUGGCAGGGGUGCGAGCGGUGGCAGUCGCUGAUGAAGGCCAUGUCACGGAUGUUGACGUAUGCACCAACUACUUGAUGCAGGGCGAGGGGGGCGGCACGCGCGGCGCCCGCGCCCUUAGUGCAUUGCAGCGUCUGAACCCGUAUGUGACGGUGUACGACGCAGUCACCAAGCUCGAUGGCUCUUCGGGCCCACGGGUGACGAUGGCUACCGUCGCCUCGGUAGAGGACGCCGUACCGCAUGCGCACGCCGCUGUGCCGGGUGCUGACAUCGUGGCAUUGCAUGUCACGUGCGGCCCCACUGUUCUGGCGCUCUUCCUCUAUCGGCGGCUGCCAGCGCGCUCGUUGGCGGAGCAGUGGCGCUGCCUUGUGGCGGAACCGAGUCUCUUGGCAGAGAAGCCGCGCGGCUACCAGAGAGUCGUCUUGGCACUGCACGUUCGGACAGACGCCGUGUCGCUUGGGUUCGCCGCUGCCGCCGCGAAGGCGUACGAGGUGGUGGAGCGCUUGCACCUCCAGCAGCUGACUGCCGCCGAUGUGCAGGAAGUAUUGCAGAGCUGCGCGCACGACGCGGGCUCAGGAGACUGCGUUAGCGACACGAUUGCUGGCGCGUGCAUCGCCCAGCACCUGAUCCGCCAAAUCAGUGCUCUCGACCAACCGCCGGACGCGCAGUCGUAUCACUGGAUGCUCUGCGAGUGUGGCGCGGAGGUGGAAUGCCUUGUUGGCUUGUAG
Messenger RNA from Leishmania braziliensis MHOM/BR/75/M2904, 864 nucleotides. Its product is annotated as putative ubiquitin activating enzyme. The coding region runs from base 1 to 864 and encodes 287 amino acids. Gene Ontology annotation, biological process: protein sumoylation. The transcript has a single exon. The record is from RefSeq and is a predicted model, not a curated record. Lineage: Eukaryota; Euglenozoa; Kinetoplastea; Trypanosomatida; Trypanosomatidae. Gene Ontology annotation, cellular component: SUMO activating enzyme complex; cytoplasm. Gene Ontology annotation, molecular function: SUMO activating enzyme activity.